Prorocentrum cordatum is the source of this 642-nucleotide messenger RNA. The record is from the annotation of a GenBank genome assembly. NCBI's taxonomy places the organism in Eukaryota, Dinophyceae, Prorocentrales, Prorocentraceae.
CCCAUGCCGGUCCACGACGACGCCGAGAACUGGACCGACGGCCACUUCUGCCGCCCUCUCCAAGAGCGCGCGGUCACCCCUUGUCCACCGCAGGGCGAAGCCGAAGCAUUCGUGGAAUUUGCUACGGAGGCGUCUGCGCUCGACGACCCCCCUGCGCGCCGGGUCGACUUCAUCGCCUCCCGCGCCGACGGAAUCCCCGGCGACCUGGAGACGCAGCAUCGGGGGGGGUUCAAGAACAACACCUGGCCCAACUUGCCCACCCCGUUCUGCUUUAUGGAGCCGGUGCCUGCGGAUUCCCAGCUGCAGAUGACCAUGGACCCAGGAAGCGGCGCCAAGACAAUCAUCAAGCGCGUCGCCCUCCCAGUUCAGACGAAAAUGCGCUUCCUGGUCUCCCCUGCGCUUGCUUUCGGCAGCGUGCGGAAGUCGGUGUUCCGGCGCCCCGAGGUGGGCCGGCGCGACUUGUUCCCCCGCGAGAAGCAUUUCGAACCCCGGCUCCUCAGCGCCCUCAAGGAGCGCAUCGACCAGCGCCGUCGCUCGCUCUCGUGGGCGAGCCCACCUUCGGGGAGUCACCCGCGGGGAAAGGCGCGCCUGUUCGCGGCACGCGGUCGCGGCACCAGGGCGCGCGGCCUCGACCGCGACGAG